AUGAAUUGUUUUCAAAAAGAUUCGGAUUGACAGUGAUCCUUGUUAUUUAGAUUUUGUCUUUGCGGUGGAAACAUGGUUUAUAGGAAAUAAGUGAAGCAAACGUGGUAGUUGACGUGAAUAAAGUAUUCGGUUAAGUUGAUUUGGUUAUAAAAUGAAAGAUAUAGCAAUGGAUACCCAAAAAACGACGAGUCGAACAAGCUUGCUGAAUCUUAUGUUAUUGAAAGCCUGGCGUGAACGCUGGACAGAUUCGCAAUGGGGAAUCAAUAUAAAAACAGUUCUACCUCGAGGAGUUAGUGGUGAUGUGUAUAAUCUUGCUGAUUGCAUCCUUCAACAGGCACUCAUUGGAUCUUGUGCUAAUCCGCUUGUUCUAUCAUAUCUCCGGCAUUCGCUAUGUGCCCAUCUAAUAUCCCACGCAGCUGUGUUGAAACGGAUUUCAAAAUACGAAUCCUACGAAAAAGUGUAUUGUGUUACAGCCCUUCUUGAUUUCCUCGAUGCAAUUAUGGAUGGCGUGACUUGCCGUGGGAAACCAGAAGAGAGUGUUCUACCGAACGCUAUUGUUUCACUAGUUUACUGGUUGAUUAAUAUUUUCUCCACGACACUUCAGAAAUAUGAAAUUAAUGGGCAAUUGAAUACAGAACAACAACACAUGCUUGACAAAAUGGCGGAAGUCGUUGAGAAAAUCGCGAAAAAUGAUUUUCUCCUCGGAAUUUUGUAUAUUGGAAAACAGGAAGAUCCUGAAUUAUGUAAACAGAUAACUACGAAAUAUUGUGAAGUUAAGAAUACUUUGGCCAAUACAAAUUACGUGCCAAAGAGCAGCACUAUCUGUGACUUACUGCAAUAUUUGGCCUAUAUCAACAUUGAUCAGCUAGAAAUGGUGGAGCUGGACUCAAAUAACGUAGAAACUACCACAUUCUGCAUACAACCUUUAUUGGCUGUUGAAGUAAUACUAAACCCAAUAAAUGAAACACAAAACUAUGUGUCGGAAUUGUUGACAGUUCAAAGGCUGAAACACUAUUCCAAUGUGAGGCUUUAUUUUGAAAUAAUGCGAGCCGGGUUGCUAUCCUUGACUGAUGUGAUCGAAAUUACUUAUGAUACUAUGUGGGUGACAUUCACAUUUAUCAAAGUCCCGCAUAUUUUCAAGCAAAUACAUGCGAUGACGCAAGGAGAGAAGGAUCUCUCCCACGAAAUUCCAGAUGUUAUAUCAGCCCUUGAGAUGCUUUUGGAAGAUUCAUCGAUUUUGGACUUUGUUGAUGCUAAAUGUGCAUGCAAUACUGUUGAGUAUAUGUUGAAUGAUUGGGCUAAACAAAAUAUAGUAGAUGAGAAACAUGUGAAGAAAUACGCAGCUGUAAGAGAACCCAUAUCGCAACUAUUGCAAAAACAGGAAGCAGUUAAUCAAUUCUCAAUUAUAAAUUUCGUUAUAAGAGCCGAAGUUCCGAUGUCAGGAAUACUGAAGACUUUGAGCUCUGAAUAUAGUAAAGUACAAGAUCACCUCAUCAAAAUGUUAUGCCAAGUUUUAGUUGGAAAUAGCUUCGAUUUGAUUUUAUCCGUUGCUGCAGUAGAAGGAAAGUUGGGAACAUUCGUAUCUCAAUUAAUACAAUGUAACGAAAAAUCACAACAAGUUCCAGGGGAAGUAGGAUUGCCUGCAAUGAGUCGUCAAAUCUUGUUUGAUGUCUCAUUCCUCAUGUUAGUGUAUAUUGUUCAGACAUAUGGCUCAGAGGUUGUGCUUUCAGAAAACGGCGAUACUUUCAUCGAAAAAUGGAUUCGCGAUUGCAUGUUCCAGAAGAAUAAGAGAAAAUCUCCAAAGAGUAUAGUCCAGUCGUGCGAUGAAAGUAUUGUGGAUGAACUGCUCAUGACUUUGAGUAAACCGGAUGGACAAAUGAAAUCUAGCUCACUCACGUGGCAAGCCAUUUGCAUGAACUUGCCAGGCGUGCUAUACCAAGUGCUUAUAGCAUGGGAGAACGAUACAAUCUCAGCAACGGAUGUUAAAAUAAUUCUUGAAAACAUCAAACGGCGACCAUUCUCUUUCUCUGUGUGUGCAGCUUCAUAUCUCUGUGCGUAUAUGCAAACAGUACGGGAGGAUGAACUACUAAAACCGUUGAAUAUGAUUCAACAGUUCUUAACUACAUUGAAUCCUGAUGAAAUGACACCUCAAGAGCAUGUAAAAGAGCGAUAUGUACUCUCAAUUCAAAUUAUCAGAAAAAUGCAGCAAAACGCAGGCAAAUCACAGAUUCGCAAUGCACAUAAUUUAGUAUCACAUUCACCACUCGAGGAUCAGUUUCGAGAAGUUUGGAAAAAAGUGACGGAAUGUGGUUUUCUGCCAAUUAAAGGUGCACAGGUUCUGUAUAGUCUGUUACAAGGAUGUGGUUCGGUAUGGCUGGUCCAGAAACUCGUUGAUGAAGUUUUGAAGCCGAAAUAUACAAAGGAUAUGGAGAAAGCAAUGGAUAUUAUUUUCGGUGUGAUGCAUUUAGACAUCGAGAAAAAUACAAUUGCCUUGUUGGAUUUUGUUUUGCCGAUGUUGCUUUUCAAUAAACAGCAGAAAAAACACAUUACUGACCCUCAAUCGCUAAUACUAGCUCGAUUAUGUGUCUAUUGUGUGAUUGCCUGCAUAGAUAGUCCAGGUUGCACUACAAAAAAGCGACAUCGCUCAGAUAAUGAUAUGGAAGAUGUUGAUAUGUGCAACCUUUCGAAAAUUCGUAAAUUAAAUGGAGACAAUGAUACCUGCAUAACUGAUUGCGUUCCGGAUGAAGUAAUGAACGAGGAGCCAUCCAUAUCAAUAGCACAGCCAUCGCUCUCGUUAGGUGAAUCGACUACCUCAAACAAAGAACCAGCAAUAACUAUACGAGAGCCUCUUCAAUCAAGUCUGAAAAACACCUUUAAAACGUUCUCCCACUUCGUUACCACAGAUGAGUUGUCGCCGCGGGUCUAUUUCAUAUUUCAAUUCAUAUCUCUGCUUGUGCAAAAUGGAAAAGACAGGAUAACCCCCAUUUUGCAAUUGAUACCAAAUACACUAAUGCAAAAUUUACUGAAAGUGAUGAUGACUGACGAUAUUACCAUAGGGUUAAUUUGCAGAGUUUAUGAUCUGCAUACAUCAAGCGGCAGACAGGCAGCAAUCACAGAUCUAUGUUUGUUACGAAAUAUUCGAUUAAGAAAAAGAAGCGUUAAAUUAUAAUUGAAGCAAUUAAAUGUUUUCAAAAGCACAAUAUUGCUAUAGUUUAAUUAUGUACUAAUCUAUUAUGUAUAGAACUUAUGCUCAUUUAAUAAAUAUUAUUUAGUAAAAUGUAAA
Molecule: messenger RNA, 3283 nt
Organism: Hermetia illucens (black soldier fly)
Lineage: Eukaryota; Metazoa; Arthropoda; Insecta; Diptera; Stratiomyidae
Gene: MED24
Product: mediator of RNA polymerase II transcription subunit 24
Exons: 12
Coding region: 152-3169 (1005 amino acids)
Cellular component (GO): mediator complex
Molecular function (GO): transcription coregulator activity
Source: RefSeq, a predicted model, not a curated record